Messenger RNA from Dromaius novaehollandiae (emu), 4809 nucleotides. RefSeq names its product fatty acyl-CoA reductase 1 (gene FAR1). NCBI's taxonomy places the organism in Eukaryota, Metazoa, Chordata, Aves, Casuariiformes, Dromaiidae. The transcript is spliced from 14 exons. Gene Ontology annotation, molecular function: alcohol-forming very long-chain fatty acyl-CoA reductase (NADP+) activity. The record is from RefSeq and is a predicted model, not a curated record. Gene Ontology annotation, biological process: long-chain fatty-acyl-CoA metabolic process. Bases 469 to 2025 code for a protein of 518 amino acids. Gene Ontology annotation, cellular component: peroxisome.
GCGGCCUGCCCGAGGGGGCCGCCGCCCCCGGGAGGCCGCGCCGCCGGGCGGCCACAGUCCCGGCCCCGGCCCCGGCCCCGGCCCCGGCCCCGGCCGGGCGUCCCGCAGCGGGUGCGGCCGAGCAAGGCGGCGAGGACGCGGGCCUGAGGCGCUGGGCAGCGAGCGCCCCCGCCGGCGUGACGAGCGGCGGCGCCCGCCCGCCUCCCGCCCCGGAGAGGAGGCAUGCCACCUUGCUUUGAAUUUGUGCCAUUGGAAGUAAUCGGACUCCAGGGCUGAAAACAAGUGGGAAGCAAUUAGACAGAUUUUACAGCCAGCUCCUGUUUGACCUGCACCACCAGUGAAUCAGUUGGAGAAGGAAAUAGUUGUUCGUGAUUUGUCAUCUUACUGCUCAUGCACACAGUUCAUGAUCAAGACAAGGGGACACACCUUUCUCCAGGAGGAGAUUGAGCAACACCUGACAAGGUCAUAAUGGUUUCCAUCCCUGAAUACUAUGAAGGAAAGAAUGUCCUCCUGACAGGAGCUACUGGCUUCAUGGGGAAGGUACUUCUGGAAAAGCUGCUCAGAUCUUGUCCUAAAGUGAAAGCAGUGUAUGUAUUGGUGAGACACAAAGCAGGGCAGACACCUGAAGCGCGAAUAGAGGAAAUAACCAGCUGUAAGCUCUUUGACAGGUUGAGAGAAGAGCAGCCAGACUUCAAGGCAAAAAUAAUAGUAAUUACAAGUGAACUUACACAGCCUGAACUGGAUCUUAGUGAACCAAUCAGGGAGAAGCUUAUAGAAUGCAUCAAUAUUAUAUUUCAUUGUGCUGCUACAAUCAGAUUCAAUGAAACACUAAGAGAUGCUGUUCAGUUAAAUGUGAUUGCCACACAACAGCUCCUCUUCUUGGCCCAACGGAUGAAGCACCUAGAAGUGUUCAUGCAUGUUUCAACCGCGUAUGCAUAUUGCAAUCGAAAACACAUUGAGGAGAUAGUAUAUCCGCCUCCUGUUGAUCCCAAGAAACUGAUGGAUUCUCUAGAGUGGAUGGACGAUGGUCUAGUGAAUGAUAUUACUCCUAAACUGAUAGGCGACAGGCCCAAUACUUACACAUACACAAAAGCCUUAGCUGAAUAUGUAGUACAGCAAGAAGGUGCAAAAUUAAACACAGCCAUUAUAAGGCCAUCUAUUGUUGGUGCUAGCUGGAAGGAGCCUUUUCCUGGAUGGAUUGAUAACUUCAAUGGGCCUAGUGGUCUUUUCAUUGCUGCAGGAAAAGGAAUUCUUCGAACAAUGAGAGCCUCCAACAGCGCAGUAGCAGAUCUCGUUCCAGUAGAUGUUGUUGUCAAUACAACCCUGGCUGCAGCCUGGUAUUCUGGAGUUAAUAGGUAUAGCAGACCAAGAAAUGUCAUGGUAUAUAACUGUACAACAGGUGGCACCAACCCUUUCCACUGGGGUGAAGUUGAAUACCAUGUAAUUUCUACUUUCAAGAGGAAUCCUCUCGAACAGGCCUUCAGACGGCCCAAUGUAAAUCUAACUUCCAAUCACCUUUUAUAUCAUUACUGGAUUGCUGUAAGCCAUAAGGCGCCAGCAUUCCUGUAUGAUAUCUACCUCAGGAUUACUGGAAGAAGCCCAAGGAUGAUGAAAACAAUAACACGUCUUCAUAAGGCCAUGAUGUUACUAGAGUACUUUACAAGCAAUUCUUGGAUCUGGAAUACUGAAAAUAUGACUAUGCUAAUGAAUCAACUAAACCCUGAAGACAAAAAGACAUUUAAUUUUGAUGUUCGACAACUGCAUUGGGCAGAAUACAUGGAAAAUUACUGUAUGGGAACAAAGAAAUAUGUGCUGAAUGAAGAAAUGUCUGGCCUCCCUGCAGCUAGGAAACACUUGAAUAAGUUAAGGAACAUACGCUAUGGCUUCAAUACAGUUCUUGUGAUCCUGAUCUGGCGUAUCUUUAUUGCAAGAUCACAAAUGGCAAGAAACAUCUGGUACUUUGUGGUUAGUCUGUGUUACAAGUUCCUCUCCUACUUCAGAGCCUCCAGUACUAUGAGAUAUUGAAGAAGAGAAUUUAGCAUUAGGACAUCUAUGCAUAUGGUGGUCUAACUGCACAAAGCCUGUAACACGUAGUCAUCUCAUAAAAGCAUAAUUUCAUCUUAAAUCGGAGUGCAAAAUAUACAGUAUGGUAUAUGUAAUGUUAAUUGUGUAUUUCCAUGAAAACAGAAAAUAUAAUGGUCAGGUGCCAGGUUGAAUUGGCAUUGGACAAACAUUUAAAACAACUUCUUGACCUGGGGAAAACAUUUUUAGACCACUGACCAGCAUAACUGUGCAAUUUGGAAUGCGUUUGAUUGAAAUCUGCCUUAACCUAAGUUGUGUGGUUUUUUUGGUUUUUUGGGUUUUUUUUUUAGUUUUUACUCCACAUUGAGCAAGAUAAAUAUUGACUUACUAGUUGCUAGCUGUUGUAGACGUAUUUAUUUGAAAUUCUUCUAAAUUGUGAAGGGUUUUAUCAAGUUGCAAACCUGUAUAAAUGAUGGUGCAUCUCCUGGGAAAAAAUCGCAGGACUCUUCUGUAAUCUGUUUUUACUUUUUGCUGCUUUCUCCCUUCCUCUCAAAGUAAGGAUGUUAAGGGUGACUACUUUGCUAUUAAAAAAAAAAAAAAUCCUUCCUUAAUUACUGAAAGGCCUUUUGUCUGAUCUCGUCUUCAGAACGCACUCACUGAUUCAGAUCUGUGCUUGGAAUUAGCUUCGUACAACUUGGGUUUGUGUCAGCAUGAACAAUUUGCUUUUCUGAAAGCAGAGUCGAUCCAAUCAUUGAAUAGAUAGAAGGAAAUGUAACCCUGAAGAAAGAUACGAGUCACUGACCAUCCUCUUUCUUUAAUGAUUUUAUUGGAAACACAGAACCAGCACUUGAGUGUUACAUUUACCUUUUAAAGUCAAGUGUAUUUGAAAGGAGUUUCAUAUGCUUAAUUGCUAUUUACAAUACUGAUGAUUGUAGUUGGACAGACUGUAGGCUAUUAAGAGAUAAACCUGUCUUUAAGUUUUGAGCAAAGUUAGCAAAUUCUUUGUAAAUUAGGAUUUUUCUUUAAAUCUCUCCAAGCUAUGAAGUUUGCAUGGAAAAUGCCAAUGCAUUGGGGCAGGGAGGAAGAAGUGUGCUUGUAACACCCUCAUUUCACUGGACAAGCAGAGGGAGAUGCACCUUGCUUCUAAAUUGAAGUAUGUUAAUUCUCCAUCUAUUAAAUCUGAAGAAAUUUGUUUUCCAUGUGUCUGUUUUGGUAGGGAAAAUAUUUAUUAAAAUAGCAGAUGCAAGAAAAGAUAGAAUCCCUGUUUAAAGCAGCACACGAAGUUCCCUUUAAAUUUUGGUGGCAUAGACUUCUAGUUGAAAACAUUGUAACGUUCCUCUUACUUAUGCACUGACCAGCACCCUUGCCCAGUGUUUGCUCAUUAAAUAUCAGUUUAUACUUUACAUGAAUAACAUGUUCUUAAAUCUGCUUGAAAAGGCAAAUAAUAACUUAAUUACACAAGAACUAUGCUAUGCUUGCCCUUGGUAGUUUUUUGUCCUGUUUGGAUUAAGUGUGUAAAGAACUUAUUUUGCUAUUCUUGUGAAGACCUUACUUUAAAGAGAACACCUUUCAUGCAGGCAUAUAUCUCAUUCUGAAAAGAUAAUGGCUUCCUUGUUGAAGCUAAAUGUUCUGUAGUAACUAGUUAGACUGUAAUUCCCUCUUUUUUUUGUUUUUGUUUUUGUUUUUUUUUUUGUUUACCUAUGUAUAUACAAAGUUAGUGAUUAAAAGCCUAAAUGGUCUAGGACCACAUUUUGUGUGAGAGACCUGACUGUGGCUGAAAAUAAAUUAUGGCUUCUGUGAUGGAAGAUGUUAGACUUUAACAAAUACAUUUAGGUGUAUUACAUAGUAGUUGCCUCCUCAAGCAUCCUCUUACUCAACCCAAAAUUAUGCUUCAGUAUUCCUACACUGUAGACUUUUUUUUUUUCCAGAGGUGCCUACAAUCCAAUGACACCCCCCUUCCCGUGCUGGCAUGUGACUGAAGUUGGCAAAAAAAACAAAUACAUGAACAUUGUGAAAUUUAUUUCUGUGAAACAAUUCACUUACAAAUUUUGGUUAUUUAUAAUCAUUAUAUAUGAUACUUUCUAUGUUGAUUUCUUAAUACUGAGGACUACAGAGCCAAUGAAUUGAUUAUUUCUGGUCCAGAACACUGGUUUAGGAAUUUAUUUUAUUGAAUAAUUGAAGUAAAGCAUUAUUUUUAGCAUAAGAAUAUCUAACCUCUACUCUUUCAACAUUGCCAUUUUAGAAACCUAACUUUUCUCCCCUUUGGAGACCACAGUUAUCUGUGCACUAUUGGUAUCUUGCACAAACUCAUCAGUCAUCCUAUUUAAUUGACAACAGAUUCAAUAUCACACUUUAGUUUUGUCACUUCCUGUGGUCAGUCUGUAAAAUUCUAUAUGAAACUACCUUUUUUCCAUAUCAAGACCCUAUUCUGUUGCAGUCUUUCAUACCAGUGUUUGCACAUAACAGAUUUUGAUCAAAAAAUAUACAGGAACUAUAUUUUGAUACAGUCAGCUAGAUUGACUGAAUUGACUAGCAAGUUACAGGAGGUACUCUGACUGGUUAAAUAGGAAGACGGGCAGUUUGAAACCAUGUGUUCACUUAAGAGUUAUAUUGGUAUUUAAAUUUGGGACCAGGAAAAGUUGCAUUUUCCUGUAAUGUUUUUUUCUGCUGUAGGAACAGAUGUUCUGAAACAAAAAUGCUAAAUCUGUGAGCUUUUAUAAGACAUAAACAGAAAUAUUGGGUGCCUUUGUUUGUAAACCAAAAAUAAACAAAUCCCUUUAAAAUGUU